Molecule: messenger RNA, 1074 nt
Organism: Pocillopora verrucosa
Lineage: Eukaryota; Metazoa; Cnidaria; Anthozoa; Scleractinia; Pocilloporidae
Source: RefSeq, a predicted model, not a curated record
AUGAACACAGCUGUGAAGAACUUUGUCAGACAGUGUGAAACUUGUCGAACCUUUGAGAUCUCCCAGCAGAAGGAAACACUCCACCCACAUGAGGUACCUGACCGGCCAUGGUCCAAGGUUGGUGUUGAUCUGUUUGAGACAAACAACCGACAUUACCUCGUGACCGUAGAUUACCACAGCAACUACUGGGAAGUCGAUAGGUUGGAGUCCAGUACAACAUCUAAAGCUGUUAUUUACAAAUUGAAGCAACACUUUGCAAGGCAUGGCAUCCCGAACACUGUGUUUUCCGACAAUGGCCCACAGUUUGAUUCGGACGAAUUCAGGAGAUUUGCUCGAGAUUGGGAAUUCAAUCAUUUAACCUCAAGUCCCGGACAUUCGCAGUCCAAUGGUAUGGCGGAAAGCGCAGUCAAGACUGUGAAAAGGCUUAUUAAGAAGGCUAACAAAGAUGGAACAGAUCCUUGGCUCGCGAUCCUCGACCACCGAAACACACCCUCAGAAGGCAUGAAAAGCAGUCCAGCACAACGACUAAUGAGUCGUCGAACAAGGACCCUACUCCCAACAAGCGAGAAGCUCCUUAAACCCAAACUCGCCGAAAAUGUCCAAGAAGGAAAAUGGAAGACAAGAACCAAGCAGGCAUUUUACUACAAUAGAAACACUCGAGAUUUGCCACCACUGAAAACUGGAGACUCAGUGCGCAUUCAGCCCACAAGCAACCCCAAGGCGCCCUGGAAGAAAGCCACUGUUCAGGAACAGGUGAACAUGCGAUCCUACAAAGUCCUCACAGAAGAUGGCUCUGCCCUUAGACGAAAUAGAAGGCAUCUGAAAGCAACUACAAAAGAGUCUCACACGCCAACAACCCAGAUGCCCAAGCAGACAGAACUUCCCUCGCCAUCUAAACACAUUGAACAAGAAACUAACGCCAGUGGUCACUCCAGCUCAGAAGUAGCGAAGCCACAGGAGCCAGCGAUCGAGCAGCCUGCGACUGAUCUAGCAUCGCAAGCUUCCAAAGGCAACCAGACUCGCAGUGGUCGAAUAACGAAGCCCCCGUCCUAUCUGAAAGACUUUGUUCGUUAA